Jatropha curcas is the source of this 2844-nucleotide messenger RNA. Its product is annotated as pentatricopeptide repeat-containing protein At3g61520, mitochondrial. Gene Ontology annotation, molecular function: protein binding. NCBI's taxonomy places the organism in Eukaryota, Viridiplantae, Streptophyta, Magnoliopsida, Malpighiales, Euphorbiaceae. The record is from RefSeq and is a predicted model, not a curated record.
UUUUUUUUUUUUUUUUUUUUUGUGCGUCCAAAUCUGUAACGCCUAUUCCGUGUCGAAAGAGCUUGAAACUGAAUGAGGAAAAUCUUUCAGUCUCCAUAAUCACCACCCUUAAAAUGAGCCUAACUGUCUCAGCAUCCAAGCACCAAAAGCUUCUCUGCAUCUUCCAAUCCUCUCUUGUCCUCCGUCAUUUCUCCUCUGAGCAAACCCUAUCCCUAUCACCACAACAGCAACAAAAAGAUGACUCAAUAGUCAAUGAAGCAGUGCAACUGCUUCAAAUCCCAGACAAUGACUGGAAUACAGCCCAACUUAAUCAGCUUCUCUUUUCCGAUCCCGUCCCUUCUCCUCGCCUUGUGUUCCAAAUCGCCCGCCGCUUGCCCUCCUCCUCUCAAGCCUUUAAAUUCCUCCAAUAUCUUCAAAUCAAAUCUUCUUCACCAGAUACCGAGGCCCUCUCCUCCACGUUCCAGGCCAUCUUUGAGCUCGCUAGCCGUGAACCUAAUUCUCGCAAGAAUCUCUAUGACCUUUACAAGACGUCGAAAAAAUGGAAUAUUCCACUUACCAUCAAUUCUAUCACGCUCCUGCUUCGUUGCUUUGGAAGGAAUGGAUUGGUCGAGGAGUCGCUUAUUUUGUUUAAUGAGCUUGAGAAUUCUCUCAAAAACACGCAUGUUCGAAAUGUUUUGAUUGAUUUGUUAUUGAGAGCUGGACGUGUUGAAGAUGCGUUUGAGGUGCUCGACGAAAUGCUUCUACCAGAGUUUGAUUGUCCUCCGAAUGAUGUUACUGGAGGUACUGUUUUCUCUUGGUUGAUGAAGAAAGAACGGUUAGGGAGAUUGGCAACUCAAGAGGAAAUUAUUGAAUUGGUGUUGAAAUUAGGUGAACAUGGUGUUUUUCCUAAUUCAAUUUUGAUGACUCAGUUAAUUGUUAUUCUGUGUAGGAAUGGGAACAGUGAUAAAGCUUGUAAUCUUUUGCUUGAAUUGAUGAGGCUUGGGGCUGCUUUGGAGGCGGCUCCUUGCAAUGCUUUGCUAACAGGGUUAGGGAGAGAUAGGGAUUCUGAUAGAAUGAAUAAAGUUAUGGCAAAGAUGAAGGAAAUGAACGUUGAACCAAAUGUCAUUACUUUCGGGAUUCUCAUUAAUCACCUCUGCAAGUCUAGGAGAGUUGACGAGGCACUUGAGGUGUUUCAAAAGAUGAAUGGAGAUAAAGAGAAUGAUGGGGUUAAAGUUGAGCCAGAUGUUGUCAUUUUUAACACAUUGAUUGAUGGUUUAUGUAAAGUUGGGAGACAAGAAGAAGGUUUAGCUUUACUGGGAAGGAUGAAGUUGCAAAAAGGGUCUUGUCCUAAUACUGUUACCUACAAUUGCUUGAUUGAUGGUUUUUGUAAGGUUGGUGAAAUAGAAAGGGGCCUGGAGUUGUUUGAUGAAAUGAAGAACGAGGGGGUUGUACCAAACGCUAGUACUAUUAAUACCUUAGUUGAUGGUAUGUGCAAACUUGGGAGAACCAAUAGUGCAAUUCAGUUUUUUGAUGAGAUGCAAAGUAAAGGUCUGAAAGGCAAUAUUUAUGCUUAUACUUCCCUGAUCAAUGCUUUUUGUAACGUGAACAAUAUUGGGAAGGCAAUGGAAGUUUUUGAUCGAAUAUCAAGAGAUGGAUACUCUCCUGAUGCAAUGGUUUAUUAUAACUUGAUCAGUGGCUUGAGCCAAGCUGGAAGGAUGGAUGAUGCUACUUCUGUCUACUUAAAGUUGAAAGAGGCUGGGUUCCGUCCUGACAUUUUGUGUUAUAACUUUUUGCUUAGUGGCUUGUGCAACAAGAACAAGAUGGAUAAAGCUUAUGAAAUACUAAGAGAUAUGGAGGAAGCUGGAGUGAAGCCAGAUAGUGUCACAUACAACACUUUGAUUUCUUAUUUCAGUAAAAUUGGAGAUUUUGAACUUGCUCGUAGAAUGAUGAGAAGGAUGAUAAAGGAUGGUCUGGCACCUACUGUUGUCACAUAUGGAGCUAUAAUACAUGCAUAUUGCUUAAACGGGAAUGUUAAUGAAGCAAUGAAGAUUUUCAAGAACAUGAAAUUUGGUUCGAAAGGAGCACCCAAUACUGUAAUCUACAAUAUCCUGAUAGAUUCCUUGUGCAAGAAUGAUAAUGUAGAACUCGCACUUUCAUUGAUGGAUGAUAUGAAAGUGAAGGGUGUGGAACCGAAUACAGUAACAUAUAAUGCUCUUUUUAAAGGCCUUGAGGAAAAGAAAUGGCUGAAGCAAGCCUUUGAAUUAAUGGAUAGAAUGUUAAAGCAGGCUUGCAAUCCAGAUUACAUCACCAUGGAGAUUUUGACGGAAUGGCUUUCUGCUGUUGGUGAAACAGAAAAGUUAAAGAACUUCGUUCAAGGAUACCGAGUUUCAGACUCAGCUGCUUAGAGAACGGGAAAAUGUGAUUGUUUGGAACACACUGGUCAUUUGAAUUGUAUCUUUUUAUGGUUGUUGCAGUUAUUGGAGCAGAACUAAUGUUUAGAACUGCAGUCCGCAAAGUUGUUUUCAUGUCCUCAUCAACACUGCAAUUCCUUGCAACCUAUGGUAGGUUCACCUCCUUAAGUUUUAAGGAUGGGAAAAGGAGGUGGUUAAAAGAGCAGCGCUAACAUAAUUGCAAAUUUGAUUUGUGGUUAUUGCAAGUUAUAAGGUAUUUGAUUAUUAGAGGAUUUUGUAGCAGAAUCAAAAUUCUGAAGUUAAGCUUAACAUUGCCAGGUUUUCUGGCUUCCCUGGGUCGUUGCAUGUUUAAACUUCUACCAAGGAAUUGCUCUAAAACUAAUUUAUUAAUAGUUUUUAAUUUGUUGUUAUUUCUAUUAUAAAUUUGAUAAACGACAAAGCUUACUGUGAUAAA